Pogona vitticeps (central bearded dragon) is the source of this 1254-nucleotide messenger RNA. The record is from RefSeq and is a predicted model, not a curated record. NCBI's taxonomy places the organism in Eukaryota, Metazoa, Chordata, Lepidosauria, Squamata, Agamidae.
UCCACCUCCCGGCCUUUCCUGCGCCUGCGCGAUACCCGCUCGUAGUUGGGUGCUGACCCGCCGCGGCUAUGGACGACGAGGAGGAGACGUACAGGCUGUGGAAGAUCCGCAAGACCAUCAUGCAGCUCUGUCAUGAUCGAGGCUACCUAGUGACCCAGGAUGAGUUGGACCAGACCCUGGAGGAGUUCAAGGCCCAGUUUGGAGACAAGCCCAGUGAAGGGCGGCCUCGGCGGACAGAUCUCACAGUCUUGGUGGCCCACAACGACGACCCCACUGACCAGAUGUUCGUCUUUUUCCCAGAGGAGCCCAAAGUUGGGAUUAAAACCAUCAAGAUGUAUUGCCAGCGAAUGCAGGAGGAAAACAUCACACGAGCCCUGAUUGUGGUCCAGCAAGGCAUGACUCCUUCGGCCAAGCAGUCUCUGGUCGACAUGGCUCCCAAGUACAUCCUGGAACAGUUUCUUCAGCAGGAACUGCUUAUCAACAUUACAGAACAUGAGCUGGUCCCCGAACAUGUGGUCAUGACCAAAGAGGAAGUGACGGAGCUGUUAGCCCGAUACAAGCUGAGAGAGAACCAGCUGCCCCGGAUCCAAGCGGGAGACCCCGUGGCUCGCUACUUUGGCAUCAAGCGAGGGCAGGUGGUGAAGAUCAUUCGGCCCAGUGAGACGGCGGGACGGUACAUCACCUACAGACUGGUGCAGUAGGUGCAGGGACAUUACACAAGCUUAGCCCCAGCACCCUCCGUUACCCGUGGAGACUGUUUAUACGCCAACCCAGAACAGAAAUGCUUGGAGCUUUUUUUUUUUUUAAUGAAAACUAAGGGUGUGGGCUUGAUGCUCUUAUCCACGCAAGCUUCUGGACUUUGCGAGAACGUUUUUCAACGGAGGGCCUCCGCCAGCGCCACAGUCUCAUGGCUGUGUUUGGCUACACACGAUUUCCCCCACUGGGCUGGUGGGGCUGUGACUGACUCCAGCGAUUCAGAUUUUGUGGAUGAGGGACGGGUGCUGAUUAAUUAAGCGGCCUUUGUAUUGGAGGGAAGAUCUCGGUUGGAAGCCAUGAACGGUUUGUGUCCUCCCUUCCCACAACUAGAGCGUGGCGUGCCCGCUCUAAUAAACUCUUUGAAAAGCUUGCGCUAGAAAAGUAUCCCAUCAUCUCUGGUGCUCUCUGAGCACUGCUGAAGGAAAAUAGCCCUCUAAAAACCAGCCUCUGUUGUGGAUGUGAAUGCAACUUUGUUUUAAUAAAAGAGCAGUGAAUCUU